Messenger RNA from Armigeres subalbatus, 1747 nucleotides. RefSeq names its product dolichol kinase (gene Dolk). The transcript has 4 exons. Bases 262 to 1686 code for a protein of 474 amino acids. Gene Ontology annotation, cellular component: endoplasmic reticulum membrane. NCBI's taxonomy places the organism in Eukaryota, Metazoa, Arthropoda, Insecta, Diptera, Culicidae. Gene Ontology annotation, biological process: dolichyl monophosphate biosynthetic process. Gene Ontology annotation, molecular function: dolichol kinase activity. The record is from RefSeq and is a predicted model, not a curated record.
CGCCAAAAUACGUUCUUGUCGACCCGACCGUCGCGACGCUAUCAGGUGGUUUUGACUUUUCUUUUUGUGGUGCAUUUCUUUUGAACGAGACCACAAAAUAAACAAAAUGUGCACCGCUGUCUUGCAAUUGCCGUUUCAGCAGCGUAUCAUCAUGAUUGUUUUGUACAUUAUUUGAUAAUGAUUAAAAAAAUAUUUUGUAAGCGACAAGUAUUUUAAUCAACCUACCCAAAAAAACUCUUAUCAAAUUGACCAGACUGAAAAAUGACUAAAAAGUGCGCAACGGAGAAAAGCGUCCGGAACUUUGGCAUUACAACCAGACCUCACGCCAAUGAUGGACUUUGGCUAAGCGGUGUACUAUUUUUGUGUCAAGCUGUGAACGUGUGGAAUCGUGACAAUCAUGGCACCAGCCUGGACUAUAAACGGUCCACUAUCCUAAGUUUUGGGCUUGCACUGCAAACUGUUUGGAUCUUCAUAUCACUGCGCACCAGAAGGUUUCAAAGACCUACCGGAAAACUGCUUUAUAGCUGCACCAGCAUCGGGACGACCAGCUUCUUGCUGUGGGUAUGCUUGAAGGAUAAUGUUGUAUUUGUUUCAGUAAGCGCAGUACUGGGGAUCACUUUGUAUAAUUGGAUCUAUUUCAAAAUGCUCAAGCAACUGCCCAAAAGCUUUACGCUGGGUGAAGCGGCAGUUGUUGGCCAAGGAGUUACGAUUUUUGCGUACUACGCUUUCCUACAGUUACCGAGGGCUGCACUCGAUAGUGGGCCGUCAGUGAACCAGGACGUGAUGCAUCUAGUUUUGCAGAUCAUACUUACUGGAAUCGGUACCAUUAUCACAUUAUGCCACAUUUUACCGUUCCUACGAAACACAGUUUGGUUCUACUUGAUAACCAUAGUUAUCGCAUCCGGCACUGCGUUGUUUCCUAUUUUUGGCAAGCCCACUAUCCUCCUAUUGUUUCAGUUUAUUCUAAGUGACACAAACCGCAUGCUGGUGAUUGCUCUCUAUAUGAGUCUUUUGAUAUUAACCAGCUUUUUUGUAGUCUAUCAAAUCAACGGUCAGACCAACGCUAAUACUGCAACGAGAAAGAUAUUUCACAUCGCAAUUGUGCUGGUGUUCCUUCCGGGACUUUGGUCCCAGUGCACACUGCUUCAUCUGGCAUCCGGAUUGAUGUUAGGGCUUCUGCUUAUGCUGGAGACUGCUCGUGUGAUCCAUCUGGAACCAAUCCAUUCCUCGCUAGAUACGGCGGUACGUAACUUCAUCGAUGAAAAGGAUGCAGGUCCAGUCGCGCUCACUCCGAUUUACCUGCUAGUUGGUUGUUCACUGCCCAUGUGGCUUCACCCAGUGCCAUGCGAUUUGACCGACUCAGCUGGAAGAAAUUUACCCAAGCUACUUGCCGGGGUACUAUCGGUGGGUAUCGGAGACACGAUGGCAAGCGUUUGUGGUUAUCUGGUUGGUAGGCAUAAAUGGCCAGGGACAAACAAAUCCGUCGAAGGUACGCUGGCCAGUAUCGUUAGCCAAGCUGGUACGAUGUUUCUUCUGUACUGGCUUGGUUUUAUUCAUUUAAAUACACUGCGAGCGGCAACAACAGGGGCUGCUAUUAUCAUUAAUGCGCUAGUUGAAGCAAAAACUAGUCAAGUGGAUAAUCUGGUGUUACCUAUGGUGACUUACAUUGUGUUAGGCACAGCGUAAAUGACAAGUUGUUUUGUUGAUUAUUUUAUGCAUAAUAAAUGUUAUUUCUUAUAAAAAAAAA